GAACGAAAUUAUUUCUAUAUUGUUUCUUCGAUGAAAUUACUUAUAUGAGAAAUUGAGAAGUGACUAAUCCAAAAUAUCAUGUCAAGUUCAUCUCAUUAUCUGUGCUUUGCGGAUGUUCGUUAAAUAUUUCGGUGAAAGAAUUAUAGGAGAUGUGAUUUGUUAAUUAAUGUAAUGUUUUCUGAACGUAAUCACGAGAAUGCCAAUACAGGCACCUCAGUGGACUGAAUUUCUUUCUUGUCCCGUUUGCUGCCAUGAUUUCGAUGUGGCUAUACGUGGACCCAUAUCUUUAGGAUGUGGCCACACAAUAUGCCGCACGUGCCUUGCAAAUUUACAUCGUAAACAAUGUCCAUUUGAUCAGAGUUCUAUAAAUACGGAAAUAGAAAGUUUACCAGUGAAUGAAGCCUUACUUCAGUUAGUGGGAAAUCAGGUUCCAAACAAUGUUGCAGUGAAUUAUCAAAAAUUAUUGCCUCCCGACGAACUCAAUCAUUAUUUGGUGGCUAAACGAUGCAUCGAGGAGCUUGCACUUUAUUUAAAACCAUGUCAAGCAACUCCAAAUUCCACUAUAGGAGUGGGACUUGUGUCUCGACCGAUGCAGAGAAAACUGGUGACAUUAGUUGGAUGUCAAUUAGUGGAACCAGAAGGACGGGCACGAGCCGUGAGAGCCGCAAGAAGUUUGGGCGAACGAUCAGUAACGGAACUUAUUUUACAGCAUCAAAAUCCUCAGCAACUCAGUGCGAAUCUCUGGGCUGCGGUUCGCGCUCGAGGAUGCCAGUUCCUUGGACCCGCAAUGCAAGAAGAGGUUUUGAAGCUCGUUCUAUUGGCUUUGGAAGAUGGAUCGGCUCUUUCUCGAAAAGUCCUCGUUAUGUUCGUCGUUCAACGUUUGGAACCUCAUUUCACACAGGCUUCAAAGACGAGUAUUGGCCAUGUCGUACAACUUCUGUAUCGAGCAAGUUGCUUUAAGGUAUCGAAACGAGAGGGAGAUUCGUCAUUGAUGCAAUUAAAGGAAGAAUUUCGUACGUACGAAGCACUGAGACGAGAGCAUGACGCUCAAAUAGUUCAAAUAGCAACUGAAGCCGGAUUACGAAUAGCUCCUGAUCAAUGGUCAGCUUUAUUGUACGGCGAUACUGGCCAUAAAUCUCAUAUGCAGAGUAUCAUUGAUAAAUUACAAACGCCACAGUCAUUUGCCCAGAGUGUUCAAGAACUUAUAAUGGCUCUUCAACGUACACCCGAUCCAGGACAAUUAAGUAGUCUACGACCGCAAUUGGAACUUUUAGCAGCCAUUGAUCCUAGUCCAGAAAGUGAACCACCCUCUUGGGUAGAAUGUCGAGAGGCAUUAGAAGCAGUGAGAACUGUCGUAUCUGCCUUAGUAGAAUUUAUACAGCAGCAUGGCAAUAGAAAAUCACAAGACGGAGCUCACAAUACGGGACAACCAAAGUAUAAAGUCAGCAUGUGUCGCGAUCUUGCUAUUAAAGGAUCUUGUCCACGUGCCACUAAUUGUACAUUUGCUCACAGUGGCCAGGAACUCGAUAAAUAUAGAUCAAAAAAUCGAAAAAUGAGUAUAAGAUCGAAUUUACCAUUAACUGGAGUUUCGGAAUCCAAGGCUGAGAAAACUGUUAUUACUCCAAGUAGUAAAGGAUUUAAACAGUGCGAUGAUACAAAUUAUCCUCCGAAAAAUCUCGAUUGCGUUCACCGCGAAGGUUUCACCCCGAUUGUGCAACAUCCGACUGUUACUAAUGAAAAUAAUUUUAUUGGAUCGUUGACCAAUUAUAUGCUGCCUCCACCACAGGGAUUUCCCUCGAAAAAUGACGUGCAACAUUCGCAUUAUAUUGUACCAGGAAUGCCCUUGGAUUAUUCGGCCACUAAUCUACAAAUAUGGGAGCCAAUGCAAAUCUCCAAUAAUGUUCAAAACAGUCAGCAGAGCAACAACAAAAAGCAAAGAACAGUGGCCAAAACUCUCGCAAUGUUGUUGCAGAGGAAAAUGGAGAUAAUCAAUCAACUAGAAAAUAUUGUUGGAAAACAAUCAACUCCAACGAUGAAAACGAAUUACGAUAUGCAAGGAGAUAUAUUGACGCCAAAUUUUUCAAUAUGGACAAACGCUUCUGGGAAUCAAAUAACACCGGCGACAAAUAUAAAUUUUAAUAAUUCAUUUCGUCGGCCUGAUUCUGUGCUUUUCGAUGAUGAAUUUGUACCUUUUGAUGCCUCAACUGCCAGCAAUUAUGGUCCAAUUUCAAGACUUUCAAAAACAGUUCUUAGGCCAGCUAAUGGUAUACAACAGACUGGAUAUUAUGGAGAAGGAAUUACAUCUCCUUUACCGACAAUACGACCAGUGCCUGCAACCAGUCCAAUCGCACCUUGGUAUUAUGGUCAUCAACCUUACACCACAAUUAAUACCAACGGAGAUAUACCACCAGUCGCAAAUUCUGUCUUUAGCGAAGGUUUCAUAACAUUGAGUCGAAAUGUUCCAGAGCAACCUUCACAUGUACAAUUUUCAAGACAGGAUUGCAUGUCCAAGGAUUUAAUCUUGGAAUCACAGAAAGUGAAACAACAAUUGAAACACUUGGAAAAGAAAAUAAACGACUUGAAGCUGGCCACGCAAGGUGCUGCUUUUAAUGAAGGUGAAAGGCUGACCCAGGAACUGCAAAUGAUUGAGGCAGGCAUUAGAGAAAAGGAGAAAGAUGUUCGUAAUUGGAAUCCCUACAGUAACACUUCCUGGAUUCAGCCGCCAAAUAAUUUGACUAAUCACGGUUUAAACAGAGAUUAUAAAUCAGAGGAAGAGGACACGUACGAAGCAGCGAUUGCUAAUGAUAUGCGAGAACUCGAAUUACGAUGGGAUUUUGAAUUUCAAGAACAAGAAAAGCGUUGGUCCAAUGAAGAGGACAGCAUUAAAAAGUGAUGCGCGAACAACUUGGAAUUUAGUUAUUUUAACGAGACUGGAAAUACAUUGGCAUUAAAAGGGAUUAAUGUUCGGGACAUUUGGAACGUUUCAUUAAAAACGGCUAUUAUAACUUUGUAAUGGGGUAAGUUUUUAUCUUCUACUUGAAACUUGGCGUUUCUGUUUCAAUUUUUUUUUCUCUUUUUUUUCGUCAUUCCCUCUCGAUAGAUUC
Molecule: messenger RNA, 3104 nt
Organism: Leptopilina heterotoma
Lineage: Eukaryota; Metazoa; Arthropoda; Insecta; Hymenoptera; Figitidae
Gene: roq
Product: roquin-1
Exons: 16
Coding region: 197-2893 (898 amino acids)
Molecular function (GO): metal ion binding
Source: RefSeq, a predicted model, not a curated record